This is a messenger RNA of Cyphellophora attinorum, 1527 nucleotides long. Its product is annotated as putative amino-acid permease. Gene Ontology annotation, cellular component: membrane. Bases 1 to 1527 code for a protein of 508 amino acids. Gene Ontology annotation, molecular function: transmembrane transporter activity. The transcript has 6 exons. Gene Ontology annotation, biological process: transmembrane transport. The record is from RefSeq and is a predicted model, not a curated record. Lineage: Eukaryota; Fungi; Ascomycota; Eurotiomycetes; Chaetothyriales; Cyphellophoraceae.
AUGCUCGUCGAGCCCAACGGCGACUCUGCUGAGUCGCCCAAGCUUGAAAAGCAUACCCAGUCCUCAACCGAGUACCAUGCCCAUUCCGCUGCGCUGGUGGGAAGCGAUGGCGAGAACUUGGCAAGCAUCACUCGGAUCAGGAGGCUGUUCAACUUUUCGCAAUUGUUCGCUUUCAGCUUGACCUUCAUGAGUACAUGGGAGAGCAUGAACACGAACAUGUUCUUCGCGCUCUACGAGGGCGGACCUCAAGUCUUCGCAUGGAGCAUCGUGAUCGUGUACUUCGGAGCCAUCGCCCAAGCAGCCUCCAUAUCGGAAAUGUCCUCGACGAUUCCAAUCGCAGGUGCGCAGUAUCAUUGGACGUAUCAUUUGGCGCCGGUGCGAUUCAGGACGUUCAUCACAUGGAUGCAAGCAUGGAUGACAUGGUUCGGCUGGAUCUCGCUGCUCGCCGGAAUCGCCAAUAUCACUGCAAUCAUCCUGCAACAGCUUGCUAUACUCAACAACCCCGACUAUCUGCCAGAAAGGUGGCAUGUGACGUUGAUGAUGAUUGCUAUUAUUGUUGUGCAAGGCUUGAUCAACUCAUUCGGACGGACCUUCGCUUCCAUUCCCUGGCUAGAGCUGAUUGCCGGAAUCAUGCACGUAUGCUUGUUCUUCGUGUUUCUGGUCGUCUUUGCCGUGCUGGGAGCGCGAAACAGUGGUCGUCAGAUUUUCCUCGACUUCCAAGUAUCUUCCGGCUGGACAAACAAUUAUGUUGCAUGCAAUCUCGGAAUGAAGGCCAAGCAUGCUGUACCACGGGCAACGUUCUGGUCGAUCGUCCUGAAUGGCGUUCUCGCUUAUGCAAUGGUCAUUGCGAUUCUUUCUGCGAUACCGUCUGUCAACGAUGUCUUGAGCUCCGGAUUUCCUGUUGCCACCAUCAUCCUUGACAUCACCGGUUCUGUCCGGGCUACUACAGCUAUGGUGGUGGGACUGUUCAUCAUCUCGUUCUGCGUCAACAUCGCAUCGAUCGCAUCUGUCUCGCGUUUGACUUGGGCCUGGUCCAGAGACAAUGGCCUACCACCCUGGUUCGCAUUGGUUGGUCCGAAACAAAUGGUUCCGAUCCGGGCGAUUUGGCUCGCUCUGUUCGUCGUCAUGUUGCUGUCGCUUCUGAACAUCGCUUCGACGGCAGCUUUUGGCGCCAUCACGGCACUGUCGUCCAUGGGAUUGUACUUCUCAUACGCUACUGCCAUAUCGUCAAUGCUUUUCGCGCGCUGGGAAGAUCGUUACGGAUCCGAGAGACUCUUGCUUGGCGACUGGAAUCUUGGUAGCUGGGGCGUCUAUAUCAACAUCUUCGCGCUAAUUUACACCCUCUACAUGAUGGUGUUCCUACCAUUUCCGAGCACAUUGCCGGCCACUGCGCUGAACAUGAAUUAUUGCGGGCCGAUAUUCGGAUUUGUGUUUCUCUUCGCGCUCGCAUCCUGGUUCCUGCAUGCUAGACAACAUUGGAAAGGGCCCGUCAUCGCGAUCGUGGAUUACAUCAAAAGCCAGGAAUGA